AUGACUGCAGCAGAGGAGCCUGCGACCUCCCUGCUGGACGCCAUAGAGCGCUGCGACGUGGAUUCGGUGCGGCUCCUGAGCAUCGACCAGGAGCAGAUGUGCACCACGAGCAGAGAGGAGGCGGCCACGCCGCUCCACAUCGCCUCAGAAUGCGGCGGACCAGACAUAAUCCAGGCGCUGCUGGAGGCGGGGUCCAGCAUAUCCGCGCGAGACGCCAAGAAGCGCACGCCCAUCUUCUACGCGGUCGGCGUCGGCAACCUUGACGCCGUGCAGGCGCUCAUCUCGGCGGGCGCGGAUGUCAACGAUGUGGACGAGCGCGGCUUUGCGCCAAUCCACGUGGCCGCCGUGGGGGGCUUCCUGGACGUCGCCCGGGCUCUGCUGCACGCCGGCGCCUCUGUGGAGUCCAAGGACCACAGGGGGCGAGGCCCCAUGCACUACGCGGCGUCAUGCGGCAUUGUGGACAUGGUCCUGUUCCUGGCGGAGUGCGGCGCGGAGGUGAACGAGGCGGAUUCACGAGGGGACGGCCCUUUGCACAUGGCCGCCAGCAAAGGGCGGGCCGAGGCAGUGGAGGCGCUGGUGGGGCUGGGCGCGAGGGUGGACGCGCGGGACGCGCGGGAGCAAACAGCGGCCUUCCUCGCCGCCGCGAACGGGCACGUAGACGUCAUCAGUCGGUUGCAUCUGGCCGGUGUGCCCGUGGACCACCGCUGUCACCUGGGGAUGACGCCACUGCAGGUCGCCGCCACGAAGAACCACGUCAAGGUCGUGGAGGCGCUGCUGGAAGUGGGCGCCGACAUGGAGUGGCAGGACGACAGCGGCCGCACGCCGCUGUUCUCUGCGGCGGGCAUGGGCAGUGCGCACGCCGUGGGGCGGCUGGUGCAGGCGGGCGCGGCCGUGAACGUCGUGGACGGCUGUGGCGUGACGCCCCUGCACGUCGCCGCCAUGGGCGGGCAGCUGGACGUGGUGAAGCUGCUGGUGGCGGCGGGCGCGGAGGUGGGCGCGGAGGACGACAACGGGUGCAGCGCGGUGGUGCUGGCAGUGGCCCUUGGACACUCCGAAAUCGCCAAGUUUUUGAUGGGGGACAAUGUGUAUUAG
Molecule: messenger RNA, 1092 nt
Organism: Ostreobium quekettii
Lineage: Eukaryota; Viridiplantae; Chlorophyta; Ulvophyceae; Bryopsidales; Ostreobiaceae
Source: the annotation of a GenBank genome assembly